This is a messenger RNA of Doryrhamphus excisus (bluestripe pipefish), 2056 nucleotides long. It is a transcript of the gene smpd5, whose product is annotated as sphingomyelin phosphodiesterase 5. Lineage: Eukaryota; Metazoa; Chordata; Actinopteri; Syngnathiformes; Syngnathidae. The record is from RefSeq and is a predicted model, not a curated record. Gene Ontology annotation, molecular function: sphingomyelin phosphodiesterase activity. Gene Ontology annotation, biological process: sphingomyelin metabolic process. Gene Ontology annotation, cellular component: extracellular region; cytoplasm.
GUGUGAACAGGUGAGGUCACGUGGCAUAAGGUGACGUCACUUGGGUUAGCCUGGCUUAAUAAUAAUAAUGAGAGGCUGAGGACGUGCGCCCCACUGGGUCCCACGAAAGAAUGAAGCUGCGCCCGAUUUCUGGUUGAAGUUUAAAGAAAGUGUCCUCCUGGCGUGGCCAUGGAGACUUCCCCAUUUCCCAACCGGUGCGUUGCAGGCCUCCACGCGGCGGGAUGGGCGUUGAUUCUACCCUGCUUCUGGUUUCUUGACCGACUCAUCGCUGUGUGCAAGUCUACCACACUUGAGAAGACGCAGAGGCUAGAAGAAGGAUGCUACCUCCGUCCCCUGAAAGUUGUUUUUGGCUCCAUCGCUUUCAGUAUUCUUUUUCUCCUCACGGCGCCUGUAGCCUUGCUGGGCUUCCUGCUGUGGGCGCCGCUGCAAGCGUGGCGCAGACCCUUCUGCUACCACCGGGAGGCGACAUCGUUGCAGUGUGAGUCACACCGAGGCUUUGAACUGGAAGGGAAGGCGUCGUUUUGUUUCGCAUCGGCCAAUUUGUGUCUUCUACCGGAUAGCCUAGCUCGCUUCAAUAACCUGGGACACACCCAACGCAGGGCGCUAGCCAUUGGCGAAUGCAUAGCCAUGAGCGUGAGCCGACCCAACAUCCGCAUCUUUAUCGACUCCCCCAGCAGCUGCAGUACCGUCAGCCCCUCCGAUAGCAUCGUCCCCGCGGUCAAUUCGUCCUCGUUUAGCGCUACAGACCGCCAGGUUCCACCUCCAGAGAGUGAUGUCUCGGGAGGAAAGCCUAGCAACCAAGUUGAGGUGGCGCCCAUCCAGCAUAACUCCAACCAGAACUCCAACCAGCAGGGCCAGCGCAGCGCCCCCCGCGCUUUGCUCUCCCGUGGUCUUGGCCAGCAGGAUGAUGUCCCCUGGGAAGUGUCGACAUUUUUCCCCGCCAACGUGGACAUCCUCUGCUUAGAGGAAGUGUUCGAUAAGAGAGCCGCGCAGAAACUCACCCGGGCGCUAAGUCCUCUGUUUGGUCACAUUCUCUACGACAUUGGAGGGUAUGCCUGCCAGCCGCCGUGCAGCUGUUCCACUUUCAAGUUCUUCAACAGCGGCCUCUUCCUUGCCAGUCGCUUCCCCAUCCAGGAGGCCCAGUACCACUGCUUUCCCAACAGCCGAGGAGAAGAUGCCUUGGCUGCCAAGGGCCUCCUCGCUGCUAAGGUGGUGAUUGGGAAGAACCAGAAGCAGAGCGAAGUGGUUGGUUAUUUUAACUGCAUCCACCUUCACGCACCAGAAGGCGAAGGAGAGAUCCGCUGCGAGCAGCUGAACAUGGUGACCAAGUGGAUCGGGGAUUUCCAAGCCGCCAACAGACAACCCGACGAGGAAGUGGCUUUCGAUGUACUUUGCGGCGACUUUAACUUCGACAACUGCUCGCCAGAUGACACUUUGGAACAGAAUCACUGUCUCUUUGAGGAAUAUAAAGACCCUUGCAGGGCGGGGCCCGGGAAAGAGAAGCCCUGGGUCGUUGGUACUCUACUAGAGCAGCCGACGCUAUACGAUGAGUGUGUAAACACCCCGGAAAACCUACAAAGGACUUUGGAGAGCGAGUUGCUCAGAAAGCGUUACAUCUGCCCCCCCGUCCCCGCCUCAGACUCGCCGUUGGUUUACCCCGAAACCGACCAACCGUGGAUCGGACGGCGGAUUGAUUAUAUCCUCUUUCGGGAAAAGUCCAUCUCAAAGCACUGCAGAACAGAAGUGGAAGAAGUAUCGUUUAUUACCCAGCUGGCUGGCCUAACAGACCACAUCCCUGUGGGCUUGAGACUAAAUGUAACCAUGGACUCGUGAUGGUGUGGGGACAUAGUGUUGUGUUCAGGUUCACAGAAAGGGACCAAAUGUACACGUUUACAUUGCUAAAAAAAAAAAAAAAAGCCAUAAUUUUAAAAUGUUUACAUCAUUUAAAAUGGGAUUUGCUGCUGAUGCAUUCACAUAUCUGACGUAUGUGAAAUAUCUCAGGUGGUAUUUAAAUUUAAUAAAUAUAUGGGUUUGCCUGGAUACGCCCCAUGUUGUA